AUGACGCCGUGGACAGUCCUCCUGCUCCUCCUCCUCGCCGACCCUGCCCGGAGCGAUGGCAUCGGCAUGAUCGGCAUCGGCAAGACGCUCUAUCACCCGACCUGCGCCUUUGCCUGCCGCAACGUCGUCCGCAACUGCCCGCUGAGCUGCACCCCCGCGCCCGAGGACGACGACGCGGCGGUGAACCACGGCACUGUCCACAACCCCGUCGUCACGCCGCCCUCCUGCUUCGUCAGCGACCCGGCCUUCCUCAAGACCGUGGCGCUGUGCAUCGACAAUUACUGCCCACACAGCAGGGGUGGCCAGGCGCCGCCGUCGCCUGAGGUCAUUGCGGACUACUGGGCGGGCCAUCUCGGCACGGGCACGCUGGGCACGCCCAAGUGGGUGCCGGCAAUGUCGUUCGAGGAUGCGCUGCGGGCAGCGCGGAGGGAUGAGGCUACUGCUGCUGCUGCUGUGGCGCCGGGUCAUGGUAAUAGCACCAUGAACGACAAUGAUGACCACGGCGGCGACCAUGGCGCGAUGAGACGAUUUUCCCGUCGGCAUGGCGGAGUGGCCAUGGACGGGGAGGACAUGGACAUUGGUGCUCCAGACGUGAGCAGCGUGCUGCCAGCCAUCGCAGCCAAGAAGCCCCUGAAUGUGACGAGCUUUAUUGUCCCGAACGACUGGCAGAUCCAAUACAAUGGCAUGUGGGACUUUGAGACGAACGAGAACGGACACACUAUCUACAGCGUCGUCAUCGCCGCCGUAGCCGUCGCGCUCCCAGUCAUGGUGUCUCUGCUGCGCUUCCUGCCAACGAGCACGCGGACCUCUUACUUCUUUACCACGCUCAAAGCAGCCCUGAUCCAGCCCGCCGUGCUCGGCACCAAACAUCGCGAACCUGUCCUCGUCUCCGUCACUGGCGGCGCGAUCGCCCCAACCCGCGGACAGGCACUCUAUAUCCUGCUCAUCGGCCUGCUCAACAUAAUCUUCCUGCUGGGCCCCUACGUCGCCACACAUCCGCAAUCGACAUUCGUCUCCGUGCGCGCACAGUCGCUCAGCGUGAUUGGCAACCGCGCGGGGGUGAUGGCGAUGGGCAACGCCGUCGCGCUGUACACCUUUGCCAUGCGCAACAACCCGCUCGCGCUGGUCUUUGGUGGUGGUGGCGGGUCGUGGUCGAGGAGCACAUAUCUCCUCCUGCACCGCUGGCUGGGAUACUGGGUCAUCUUGCACACGGUGCUGCACUCGGUCCUGCUGCUGGCAUAUUACAAGCUGUUCGGCGCGUAUGAAGUCGAGCUGGUCAGGCAGUACUGGAUCUGGGGCAUCGUGGGCACCGUGGCGGUGUGCGCCAUCUUCCCGACGAGUCUGCUGGUCGUGCGGAGGAGAGCGUACGAGUUCUUUCUGACCUCGCAUGUCUUUCUGAGCUUGCUCUUCCUCGUGGGGUACUACUACCAUAUCUGGUACUGCUACGAGUACAAGUGGGGGUACGAGAUCUGGAUGUUUGUCGCGGCCGCGCUCUGGGCCAUGGAUUGGAUGGCGAGGAUGGCGAGGGUGCUCGUCAAGGGACGGGGCAUGAAACUUGCGACUGUCACUGUGGUGGGCGAGGAUUAUCUGCACAUCCGCGUCGACGGAGUAGGACUGGAAGACGGCGGGUUUGCGUACCUGUGCUUCCCGACGUUGAGCUGGAAGUUCUGGGAGGCUCAUCCGUUCUCAGUGGCCUACUCUACUCCUGCCAGCUCUGCUGGUCACGCGAGGAAUGAAGACGCGGCGAUUCAGGAGCACUCGCUGGCACAGGUCGCCGGAACAGAAAAGCUAGCCGACAAAGAUAUCUCGGCCGACACAGCAUCCUCGUCACCGCCAUCGUCCAUCACGAGCUCGACAUCGCAGCAAAAAGUAGCAACGCACUUCUUCGCCCGCACGCGCGCCGGCAUGACAGCACAGCUGGCCAAGCGCGUCGCCGCAAUCCCCGGCGAGGUUUUGCAGCUUAGGGUCCUAGUCGAGGGAGCCUACCACAGCGGAGCCCAGCCGGAGCAGGCCUUUCGAGGCUGCGAGCGUCUCGUGUGCAUUGCUGGAGGAGUCGGCGUCACGGCAGUCCUUCCGUAUCUGCAGGCUUUUACAAGGGAUAGUGCCAGUGGGCGCUUUGCAGACUUCUACUGGGGUCUUAGGCUGCCCGGACUGCUCGAGGCGCUGCAGCCGGAGCUCGACAAGAUCAACGACAAGGCCAAGAUCGAGACUGCUGUCGGAACACGGCUCGAUCUUGAGCAGAUCCUUCGGAAGGCGCUACUGCCUACGCAACCGAGCUCUUCUGGACAUCCGGACCAGUGUUUCAAGGGCAAGACGGUCGUAGGGACGGAAAGUGUCAACCAGGCUGAAAAGGCAGUAGAGCGUAAGCUCCCAGGAGACGGGCUGGUAGGCAUCGUCGUCUGUGGGCCACCGAGCAUGGCUGACGAUGUGCGGGCGAUUAUCUCGCGGCUUGCACGGCAGGAAACUAUGGUCAGGCCAUACAUUUUUGUCGAUGAAGCUUUCAGCUGGUGAAAAGCGACAUCGGACAAGCUUACCUUAGAUAUUCCUGAAGGUACCACGCCGUUUGUGCCCCGCAAGGGUCUCACAGAGUGGAUCCAUACUUCUAUGAGGACAAAAGAAACCCGUUAUUCUUUCGUUGAUGAGUUCUCGAUUUGUGCCUCAGGCAUCGUGGAGUCGUAGAUGAGGCACCUUGAA
Molecule: messenger RNA, 2694 nt
Organism: Microdochium trichocladiopsis
Lineage: Eukaryota; Fungi; Ascomycota; Sordariomycetes; Xylariales; Microdochiaceae
Exons: 2
Coding region: 1-2511 (836 amino acids)
Biological process (GO): copper ion import; iron ion transport; intracellular iron ion homeostasis
Cellular component (GO): plasma membrane
Molecular function (GO): ferric-chelate reductase activity
Source: RefSeq, a predicted model, not a curated record